AUGUCACAAUUGAAAAAAACCAAUCUCAAUUCAGUCAGGGAUUUACAGAAGACCACUGAUGAGAAUUUGAACUCAGUAUUGCAACAAUUGGGGUACGAUGAAUCAUUCAUCAUAACUGACGUAAAACUAGGUCUUGGUGUGGCUACAGUUGCCAUUGCCGGUUUGCUUUUUCUUGCUGAUAAAAAGUACCAAUUCAAGGAUAUAUAUUCCAUCACAGUGGCUGCUUGUGUCGUGUAUGGGGUUCUAAAUGCGAUCUUAUUCUUGAUCAACUUGAAAUACAAAAAUGUCAAAUACAUUGGAGACGACUCAAAGGGCAGUAGGAUCACAAUUGCAUCGGAUAUCAAGAAAUAUGAACCUUACUAUAAUGUAACGAUCACUGUGAAAGACACGGUCGUUACUGCAGCAAUACCGUUUAACAAGUUCUUCGAUGUCAUUGGGUACUUCAACAGAGAUGAAUUCAUAAAGUUGAUCAGCGAAGAGAUAAACAAAGUCGACAAGAAACAUCAGUAA
This is a messenger RNA of Lodderomyces theae, 510 nucleotides long. It is a transcript of the gene SPC2, whose product is annotated as signal peptidase complex subunit. Gene Ontology annotation, cellular component: signal peptidase complex; membrane. The coding region runs from base 1 to 510 and encodes 169 amino acids. The transcript has a single exon. NCBI's taxonomy places the organism in Eukaryota, Fungi, Ascomycota, Pichiomycetes, Serinales, Debaryomycetaceae. The record is from RefSeq and is a predicted model, not a curated record. Gene Ontology annotation, biological process: protein targeting to ER.